Molecule: messenger RNA, 2447 nt
Organism: Anarrhichthys ocellatus (wolf-eel)
Lineage: Eukaryota; Metazoa; Chordata; Actinopteri; Perciformes; Anarhichadidae
Gene: hspa1b
Product: heat shock protein family A (Hsp70) member 1B
Exons: 2
Coding region: 410-2320 (636 amino acids)
Molecular function (GO): ATP-dependent protein folding chaperone; ATP binding
Source: RefSeq, a predicted model, not a curated record
GCUUGUAUUCAUGGCUGCUAACACUUCCACACACCCAACUCAAUGUGCCUUACUGCUACAUUCUCUACAUAGUGUUCCCUCGCCGUCAGCCCUGCUGGCCGAGCGUCAAACUGCUGUCCCACUCUGGAAUAUUCUCCGUCUCUCUCGCAACACGCCAGCUGCAUUAGUUUCUAAUAUUAACAGUCGAGUCACUGAGCCCGAAGGAGAGAGGGGGGACGGGGGGGUCUGGGAGCUUCUAGAAACCUGGUUACAGCUAUAAAAGCAAAGGGCCUGACUCAGUCCAGGCAUUAGUUUAAGAAGAACCACACAGAGGCAAAAGGCUGCCACGAGGAGACUCUGAGAUCCUUCAACAUUUUUGAGCAACAGAGAGAGUUCAUCGCUGAAAGAUUUAUCUAAAGCAACAAGCAAAAUGUCUUCAGCUAAGGGAGUAUCUAUUGGCAUCGAUCUGGGCACCACCUAUUCUUGUGUUGGGGUUUUCCAGCAUGGCAAAGUGGAGAUCAUCGCCAACGACCAGGGCAACAGGACCACCCCCAGCUAUGUGGCCUUUACAGACACCGAGAGGCUCAUUGGAGAUGCUGCCAAGAACCAGGUCGCCAUGAACCCCACCAACACAGUCUUUGACGCCAAACGGCUCAUUGGGAGAAAGUUUAACGACGCCGUCGUCCAGUCUGACAUGAAACUCUGGCCUUUCAAGGUGAUCAGCGAUAACGGAAAGCCCAAAGUCCAGGUGGAGUACAAAGGGGAGACCAAGGCCUUCUACCCAGAGGAAAUCUCCUCCAUGGUCCUGGUUAAAAUGAAGGAGAUCGCUGACGCCUACCUGGGACAGAGCGUGUCAAAUGCAGUCAUCACAGUUCCAGCUUAUUUCAAUGACUCUCAGAGGCAAGCCACCAAAGACGCCGGGGUGAUCUCAGGACUGAAUGUUCUCAGGAUCAUCAACGAGCCCACAGCAGCAGCCAUCGCCUACGGCCUGGAUAAAGGUAAACGAGGAGAGCGCAAUGUGCUCAUCUUUGAUCUCGGUGGAGGCACCUUCGACGUGUCCAUCCUGACCAUUGACGACGGCAUCUUUGAGGUGAAAGCCACCGCGGGAGACACACACCUUGGCGGGGAGGACUUUGACAACCGGAUGGUCAACCACUUUGUAGAGGAAUUCAACAGAAAACAUAAGAAGGACAUCAGCCACAAUAAGAGAGCAGUGAGGAGACUGCGUACUUCUUGUGAGAGAGCGAAGAGGACCCUGUCCUCAAGCACUCAGGCCAGCAUUGAGAUCGACUCUCUGUUUGAGGGCAUCGACUUCUACACCUCCAUCACCAGAGCACGCUUUGAGGAGCUCAACUCGGAGCUCUUCAGGGGAACACUGGAGCCAGUUGAGAAGGCCCUGCAAGAUGCCAGGUUGGACAAAUCAAAGAUCCAUGAAAUCGUCCUGGUUGGUGGCUCCACAAGAAUUCCCAAAAUCCAGAAGCUCUUGCAGGACUUCUUUAAUGGCAGAGAACUGAACAAGAGCAUCAACCCAGAUGAAGCCGUGGCGUACGGCGCAGCCGUCCAGGCUGCUAUCCUAAUGGGUGACACCUCAGAGAAUGUCCAAGAUCUGCUGCUGCUGGACGUGGCUCCCCUGUCUCUGGGCAUUGAGACUGCGGGUGGAGUUAUGACGCCUCUAAUCAAACGAAACACCACCAUCCCCUCCAAGCAGACCCAGAUCUUCUCCACAUAUUCGGACAAUCAGCCAGGUGUGCUGAUUCAGGUGUUUGAGGGUGAGAGAGCCAUGACCAAGGACAACAACCUCUUGGGCAAGUUUGAGCUCACAGGUAUCCCUCCUGCUCCCCGAGGAGUACCACAGGUGGAGGUCACAUUCGACAUCGAUGCCAACGGCAUUCUGAAUGUGUCCGCCGUUGACAAAAGCACCGGCAAAGAAAACAAAAUCACUAUCACCAAUGACAAGGGGCGCCUCAGCAAAGAGGAGAUAGAGCGGAUGGUACAGGACUCUGAAAAGUACAAGGCUGAGGACGAUGUGCAGAGGGAGAAGAUUUCAGCAAAGAACUCACUUGAGUCGUACGCCUACCACAUGAAGAGCAGUGUCGAGGAUGAGAGCAUGAAGGGAAAAAUUAGCGAGGAGGAUAAAAAGAUGGUCGUUGACAAGUGCAACCAGGCGAUCUACUGGCUGGAGAGCAACCAGCUGGCAGAGAAAGACGAGUAUGAGCAUCAGCAGAAGGAACUAGAGAAGGUGUGCAAGCCGGUCGUGACCAAGUUGUACCAGGGAGCAGCACCGUCAGGAAGCCAGGCAGGAGGCAGCUCCAAGGGCCCCACUAUUGAGGAAGUGGACUAAAGCCUAAAGAUAUCAACAUUUUGUUUACAGAAAUACUGUCGCUGUAUCACUGUUGUUUGGUCGCAAAAAAAGAUGUGAUGUCACCCUCUAUUUUCUUGAAUUGUCAUAAUAAAAAUACUUAAAAUGA